CAUGGUUUGAAUAAGUUUGUCGGGCUCGAGAAUUAUCUUUCUUGCUGCUCCACAAUAGACAGUGUUUUGAAUACUCCAAGAGGUAAAAAUCAAAAAGAUAAAGUUUCUCUUAAAACAAAAAGUGGAAAUAUAUUGAUCGAUUAUGAGAAGUACAUGGAUAUCAUAGAAGUAUUUAAACCCAAUAUGUAUGUUACUUUAAGCAUAUCAGAUACUGAUUGGGAUAGUUCAUAUUCUCUUAUUGAAAAAUCAGUCAAUAUUUCAAACAGGCUUUUCAUGAGUUGUUUAGAACGGCAUCAUAAAUCAGAAGUUUUGAAAGGAAGUGGUGUGAUUGCUCCAAUCCAAGGUGGUUACAAUAUCCAAGAAAGAAUUCGGUCAGCAACAUUUUUAUCAGAAUAUAAUGAUUUAUUAGGAUUCCUAUUUGAUGGAUUUUUCACUGAUGGAACUGUAGUUGAAGACAUUCCUGGUAACUUAAUUUUACCUAUUGUCAAUAAAACAAUGGAGUGUCUCCCAAAAGAUAAAAUGAAAAUUAUAUUUGGUGCGUGGACUCUCGAUACUAUAAUUGAUCUUAUAAAUAGUGGAAUGGAUAUAUUCGACUCAUCAUUACCAUUUUUUACAACUGAACGAAAUUCAGCAUUGAUAUUUAACUACGAAUUGAAAUACAAAAAUGAUAUUAUUAUCAUGGAUAGCCAUUGUUGUACAACUGAUCAAAAUAAUGUAGAUAAAUCAAAUAGUUUUGAGAUAUGUUUAAUGGACACAUGUUAUUUUGAAGAUUUCAACCCAAUAAAUGAGUCAUGUUCGUGUUUGGCCUGUAGAAAGCAUACUAGAGCCUACAUUCAUCAUUUAUUGAUGUCCAAUGAACUUCUUGGUAGUUUAUUAUUAACCAUACACAACCUACAUUACUUUCAUCAGUUUUUCAAGGAUAUUCGUGAGGUUUUAUUAAAAAAUAAUCAAUGACUAUUAUAUAUAUAUUAUUUGUUUUCUAUUGUGUUUAAAUGGUCUCAUUUAU
Sipha flava (yellow sugarcane aphid) is the source of this 1006-nucleotide messenger RNA. Its product is annotated as queuine tRNA-ribosyltransferase accessory subunit 2. The record is from RefSeq and is a predicted model, not a curated record. Gene Ontology annotation, molecular function: pentosyltransferase activity. NCBI's taxonomy places the organism in Eukaryota, Metazoa, Arthropoda, Insecta, Hemiptera, Aphididae. The annotation marks the transcript as partial. The transcript has 8 exons.